CGAUACAUUUUCAGCCGCUUGACAUCCAUCUUUGUAGCUUCCAAUAUGAAGCCUGACUUUUACAGAAAUAAUUACAGUAAAUUUUAAGUGAAUUGGAAUUGAGUAAAAGUUCAAUGACUUUGGGUCUACAAAAUUAUCCAAUUUGGUUUAAUUAUGAAAUACGUGAAAGGAUUAACGUCGUUGGACAAAUAGUUUUUAUUUUUCACCGUCAGCGGUCCAUUUCCGGUUUAGUACUUGCUAACCACGGUUAACUCGACGCCGCUGGUUUACUUCUGGCUUCGUGGCUCAUUGAACUGAUUAGCCCGACGUUUUAUUUCUGUUUAUCGUUUCACCGCAAAAGUGGAAAAAUGUCGCGUUUAUCAGCGACCCUCGUCGUCGCGCUGCUGCUCAGCCUGAAGGUUUCAGGGAAGACUGUGAGGGGGGUCUUCAGGAGCGAAGCGGCGAGGCAGGAAAAUGGCCAGUUCAUCACCAAAUUCAUGUACCAAGCAGGUGACGGCGGGCUGCUUGUGUGUCGGCUGGACAACCCAUCCCUGGGAACAGAGAAGGAGGCCAGGCUGCUGCUGUACCAGGACAUGGACUCAGACCUGGACAACCUGAGCUGCUCCCAGCGACUCAGCAGAGCCCAGUUCACCAUUUCCCUCAGCCAGGAAGAACACAACCGGACGAUCCCUCGUCAGUCUUCGCCCACAGCCUGGCAGUUGCUAUACGCUGACAGAUACACGUGCGAGGAAAGCUCAGCGACGCCGUCGUACGCUGACCUCGGCUUCACUCUCCUGCUGUUCAACCCCGACUCUGCUGGGAACUCGCUGGAUCACUUCAGCGCAGAGGAAGCAGGACUGCACAGUUUCUACUUCCUCCUUCUGCUCGCCUACUUCAUCGCCUGCUGCAUCUACUUCCAGCCUCUGUAUCAGGCGCUGAAGAAAGGGGGCCCCAUGCAGAUGGUCCUCAAGGUGCUGACCACGGCCCUGGCUCUGCAAGGCUGCUCCGCCCUCUGCAACUACAUCCACAUGGCCAGGUACUCCAGAGACGGUACUGGGAUCCCCCUGAUGGGCAGCCUAGCAGAGUUCUGGGACAUGGUGUCCCAGGUGUCCAUGCUGUACAUGCUGCUGAGCCUGUGCAUGGGCUGGACUCUGAGUCGAGGCAGGAAGCCGCAGUCCAGACCUCUGCAGUGGGAGCGCUCCCCGGCGUCCACGGCCGUCGCUGUCGGCGGCGUGGUCACACAGGGAGUCCUGCUGCUGUGGGAGCAGUACUCUGAGUCAGAGAGCGAACACCACAGCUAUCACGCCCAACGUAGCCUAGCAGGUCUCCUCCUCCUGGCUCUGAGAGUGGCACUGUCCCUCCUGCUGGCCUCCGUCCUCUACCAGAUCGUCUCCACAGAGAGGAGCACCCUGAAGAGAGACUUCUACCUCUGCUUUGCUAAGGGCUGCUUCCUGUGGUUCCUUUGUCACCCCAUCCUCGUCCUCAUGUCUGUGGUCUUCAACGACCACCAGAGGGAAAAGGUAAUCACCAUCGGCGUGAUCCUCUGCCAGUCCAUCUCCAUGGUGAUCCUCUACCAGCUCUUCCUGUCCCGCUCGCUCUACUGGGAGGUGUCCUCCCUCUCCUCCGUGUCUUUGCCGCUCACCAUGUCCAGAACUAACCACAGGGGGCGCCUAUGA
Molecule: messenger RNA, 1655 nt
Organism: Gambusia affinis (western mosquitofish)
Lineage: Eukaryota; Metazoa; Chordata; Actinopteri; Cyprinodontiformes; Poeciliidae
Gene: gpr180
Product: G protein-coupled receptor 180
Exons: 10
Coding region: 348-1655 (435 amino acids)
Biological process (GO): G protein-coupled receptor signaling pathway; response to pheromone
Source: RefSeq, a predicted model, not a curated record